Pezoporus occidentalis (night parrot) is the source of this 2405-nucleotide messenger RNA. It is a transcript of the gene TNFRSF8, whose product is annotated as TNF receptor superfamily member 8. Bases 150 to 1559 code for a protein of 469 amino acids. The record is from RefSeq and is a predicted model, not a curated record. The transcript is spliced from 10 exons. Lineage: Eukaryota; Metazoa; Chordata; Aves; Psittaciformes; Psittacidae. Gene Ontology annotation, molecular function: protein binding.
UUGAUCAUCUGAAAUAGCUCUCUCUGCACUGAAUGAACAGACACGAAGCAAGACUGGGCUGGACCCUGGGAGUAUCUUGACUCUGGGAGGAGCAGCCUGGCUGUCUAACCUGUGAUGCUGGGGGGUAAGGAGAUUUAACACCACUGCAGAUGGCUUACUGCAGCCUGGCACUAGGACUGUGGCUCCUGCUACUUCUCCAGGAUAUCCACACAGCCCCACAGACAUCAUUAACUCCAUCUCAUUCCUGUGAUGCACUUAUGAAUUGGUUCUAUGAUGAAACUUCAAGAAGCUGCUGUUACCAGUGUCCCUCAGGCUAUGUUAAGAAGAAAGCAUGUCCUAGGGACCCAGGUGAAGACUGCAUGAGGUGUGGACCUGAACAGUAUGUGAAUGAAGCAUUUCAAAAGCCAAGAUGUGAUGCUUGUGUAUCAUGCACAAAAGAGCCUGACCUUGUGGAGAAAGAGCCCUGCUCCUUCAAUUCUAGCCGUGUGUGUGAGUGCCGACCAGGCCUGUUCUGCCAGACCCCUGUUCUGAACACCUGCAUAAGAUGCCAGCAGCACACUUUCUGCAAGCCUGGUUUUGGAGUCAAAGUCAGAGGCACCUCAACAAAUGAUGUUACUUGUGAAGAGUGCCCUUCUGGGACCUUCUCUGAUGAAAAUUCCAGCACUGACAUCUGCAAGCCCCACACAAACUGUGCCAAGUUAAACAAAGUCGUGUUAAGCAAAGGAAAUGCAACACACGACCAGGUUUGCCUGGACCAAUCGCCCACCUAUCUUACCCCAAACACAUUGUCCAUGAGGUUCAACAAUGAAACAAAUAACUCUGACCUAAAAAGGUUUGAAGAGAGUCUGGUGACCAUCACUGGUAUCCUUUUAAGUGCCACAGCAACUGAAAACCCCAAUACAACUGCUGAAGAGAAAGCUUCAGCUGCCACCUUUCCCACCUCAGUCAAGGGGGAGACAACAAUGGAAGGUCUAGUUCUCUGGGGAGUGGUUCUCUCUGUGAUGGUGCUACUUUUGGGUAUGCUGUCAUUUUGGAAAUGGAAAAUUUGCAAGCAGCAGAUCUUCAUCCUCAAAGGAAAGCGUCACGAUCUAGUGAACAAACAUACACAGAUCAUACUGACUACUGACGGUGGUCCAGAAGAGAAUAAAUUAAUUGACAGAACUCUCCCUUUGGAAACCAACAGUAACUUGUUCUCCAGGACAGAAAAUGCACAUAGUCUUCCUCUGAGUCUGACUGAUAUGGCACCAAGUAAUGGAAAUGCCCCAGAUUGCCCCACUGAUUCUCGAGUGAGAGACCACACAAAUAAUCGAAUUGAAAAAAUAUACAUCAUGAAAGCUGACACUGUUAUUGUGGGGUCCAUUUCAGAAGUGCCUAGUGGCAAGAACUGUACGGCUAGAGAAUGUGAAAGUAAUGUUUAUGGCCAGGAAAACAUGGAAGAGGAACUAGCAAUGCACUAUCCAGAGCAGGAAACAGAGUCUUUUCCAUGGAAUGAUGUCAUGGUUCCUGUGGAAGAGGAGGGAAAGGAAUUUCAUCACCCCACCACUGCCACUGAGAAGUGAUAGAUAACCCACUGAGAAGAUGUGUGAAGUUACAGUGCGACACUAAGCCUGAAUCUAGAAGGGAGGUAAACACAUAGCGCCUUAGAUUACCUGAAAACCCAUAUAAUGCACUGCAAUACAUUCACAUGAGGAGUGCUAGAACCUACUUCAUCAAACAAACUAAGGGAUCAUCCAAGCUGUUGGUCUUCAUAUCUGACAUCAAGUAUUUCUCUUUCCCUCUCUCCCAGUAUCACACUGGAAACAAAUAUGGAUCAAAGCUACAAAAUUCGGAAGACAUCUGGAUGCCAACUCAAGUUUCACAGCUUGUUUUCUCUGCAUGAAGGAAUGGAUUGAAAUCUAUAUCUGAUUAGUUCUAUUAGCUAUGGAAAUUCUAGCCAGAAUUCUGAGUUAAGCUUGAGAUUCGGACAUGUUUCAUGUGUUGUUUCUAUUCCAGUAUGGUCAGUACUUUUAAUUUUGGCUUGUAUUUUGCAACAUCUGUUAUUUUUCUUAAAGUCUCAAAUCUUGACUGAAAGUAAUGACAAUUUCAGUUUUCCCUAACAGUUUUCCCACAAACAGAACUCUUAAGUUUGUGGACUUUAUGUUUCUUGAGGAAAUAGGAUCAAAAGAUGCCACGCAGACCUAGAAAACAGAAGGCAAAUAAGCCUUUAGGCCACUCUUUCUUGGCCUUGUGUUCUGAGUCAUGUCUUUUAAUUACUUCACAUCAUCAAUUAAGUGUACAAAAUGGCCUCCUUGGAUGGAAGCCAAACUGGCUGAACAUUUGGAUGUUGGAUGAACUGUGGAUUUGGGCCAGUGUGGAGGCUAUAAAAAGGGAAAUGAAGAAAAUAAAACUAUUUUUCUACAAAAAAA